UAUAGAAUUAUUGUCUGGACACAGUGCACUGAUUUAUACAACAACAAUAAUGAGACAAUAAUCAAUUUCUAAUCUUUAGUACUUCUAUAUAUGUACUUUAUCAGUGAGUUACACAGGUCAAUUCCCUUGUACCAAUAAUGGAGUCCAGACCAAAACCACUGCCCCUCCUUAUGCUCUUCUAUUGCUUAUUAUCAUCAGCAAUAAUAACUGUGCUAUCUUCCUUUCCCAAAGAAGCCCUGCCAACAAAAUCAGGUUACCUCACAGUUAACUCAACAACUGGCUCAGCCAUUUUUUACACUUUCUAUGAAGCCCAAAAACCCAGCACAAAACUCCCUCUUUCUGAAACCCCAAUUCUCAUUUGGCUCCAAGGUGGUCCUGGUUGCUCUUCUAUGCUUGGAAACUUCUAUGAACUUGGUCCUUACCGUGUAUCGUCUUCUUUCAGGCAAAACGUCGAACAUCUUUCGCUCGAACCUAAUCCUGGUUCUUGGAAUCGAAUAUUUGGGCUCCUUUUUCUUGAUAAUCCUAUUGGAACUGGAUUUAGUAUUGCUUCGACUCCUGAUGAGAUACCAAGAAACCAACAUGAUGUUGCUAAACACCUUUUUAAAGCUACAAGAGAGUUUGUUGCAUUAGAUCCUUUGUUUAAGACGCGUCCGAUUUACUUAACCGGUGAAAGUUAUGCUGGUAAAUAUGUGCCAGCAUUUGGGUACUAUACAGUGAAAAAGAAUGCGGGUUUGCCUAAAUCAAGACAGUUGAAUUUAGCUGGUGUCGCGAUUGGGAAUGGAUUGACUGACCCCGAUACUCAAGUGGGCACUCAUGCUUUGAGUGCUUAUUAUUCCGGAUUGAUCAAUGAGAAGCAAAAGACACAAUUGGAAUCGCUUCAAAAGGAAGCGAUUCGACUUACCAAAAAUGGCAAUUGGAGCGCGGCAACGAGUGCUAGAUCGAGGGUGUUAGGGAUGUUGACGAAUAUGACGGGGCUUGCCACUUUAUAUGAUUUUAGGAGGCUAAAGCCUUAUGAAGAUGAAUUGGUGGCUAAAUUUUUAAGCAAUGUAGAUAUCAAGAGGGCUCUAAAAGCAAAUGAUUCGAUAGCUUUUGAAGUAUGCAGUGAUUCAGUAGGCAAAGCAUUGCACGAGGACGUGAUGAAAAGCGUGAAGUACAUGGUGGAGUUCUUGGUUAAGAAUACUAAGGUGUUGUUAUACCAGGGACAGUGUGAUUUGAGAGAUGGAGUGGUGUCGACUGAGGCAUGGAUGAAGAAGAUGAAGUGGGACGAAAUUGAUAAGUUUUUGGAGGCGGAGCGGAAGGUUUGGAGAGUGAAUGACGGGCUUGCUGGAUAUGUGCAAAAGUGGGAGAGUUUGAGCCAUGUUGUGGUAAUGAACGCAGGGCAUCUUGUGCCUACUGAUCAAGCAGUGAAUUCUCAGGUGAUGAUUGAAGAUUGGGUAUUGGAAAAGGGAUUGUUUGCCACGGGUCAGAUUAAGCAAAAGCCAAGAAAUAUUGGUAAAUCACUCUGAGUUCUUUGUGGCAUCUGCUACUCAGUUGUAGUUGUACUAUGACUUCCUGGAAAUUUGAGUUUUAUGCUUGUUGUAUCAGCUCCUUCACGAAGUUGGAAAUGUUCUAACUAGAAAUAAAAAGCAAAACUUUCUGAUAAUCUAAUGCUUCGAGUUCAUUUGGCCAUCACUAAUGCCACUGUUGUAUCAGUUCCUUACACAAUGUUUGUAAUGUUGUAAGUAGAAAUAAAAGGAAAAACUUUCUGAUAAUUGCAAGCAGAACACUUGGAGUU
Nicotiana tabacum (common tobacco) is the source of this 1774-nucleotide messenger RNA. Its product is annotated as serine carboxypeptidase-like 50. Gene Ontology annotation, molecular function: serine-type carboxypeptidase activity. Gene Ontology annotation, biological process: proteolysis. The record is from RefSeq and is a predicted model, not a curated record. Lineage: Eukaryota; Viridiplantae; Streptophyta; Magnoliopsida; Solanales; Solanaceae.